AUGCCUACUGUUUACCCAGCUAUAAUCAUCCCUGAAUCCUUGAAAGGCAAAGUAAAGGAUGCACUUGAUGAUCUUCAGGCAAAAGACAUCAUCGAAGAAGUCAGCUCUCCAACUGAUUGGGUAAAUCAGAUGGCUGUGGUGCAGAAAAAAUCUGGUAAAGUACGUGUUUGUCUAGACCCCAGACCUCUCAACAUCAUGCUUAAGAGGGAGCACUAUCCCUUACCUGUCUUAGAUGAUAUUCUACCUCAGCUUUCAGAUGCUACAGUCUUUUCAAUCUGCGACUUGAAAGACGGAUACCUUCACUGCAAGUUAGAUGAAGAGUCUAGUUUACUGACUACUUUUGCCACACCCUGGAGAAGGUACAGAUGGAAAGGUCUUCCAUUUGGUUUGAAAGUCAGUAGUGAAAUCUUCCAAAAGAGGCUUCACCAAGCACCUGAUGGUCUUUCUGGAGUCCGCUGUGUGGCCGACGACAUCAUCAUCUGGGGCAACAGUGACGCUGAGCAUGAUGCCCGACUACAUUGUCUACUGAAGAGAUGUCAAGCUGUUGGCAUUGUGUUGAACAAGGAGAAAUGCCAGUUCCGACUGAAGGAAAUCUCAUUCCUUGGCCACAUAGUAUCCAACUCUGGACUCAAACCUGAUCCAUCAAAGAUCGAAGCUAUCCUGAACAUGACUGAUCCUUCCUGCAAAGAUGACAUCCAUCGCUUGCGUGGUCUGGGAAACUACCUAUCCAGAUACCUACCUAAAUUAUCAGAUGUGAUGAAACCUCUCAAUGACUUGACGCAUAACAACUCAGUGUGGACUUGGGACUCCAACCACGACAAAGCUUUCAAGGUGUUGAAAGAGAUGCUAGUGCAAGCACCUGUGUUGGCUUUCUACGAUCAUAGCAAACCGCUAGAAAUUCAGACUGAUGCCAGCUCCACAGGCGUGGGUGCGGUUAUGGUACAAGAUGGUAGACCGAUAGCCUAUGCUAGCAGAAUGCUGAGUGAUGCCGAAUCCAGAUACUCUGUCAUUGAGAAAGAAAUGCUUGGUUUAGUAUUUGCACUGGAGAAAUGGAAUCAAUACACCUAUGGCCGUGAAAUAACUGUGUUCACUGACCACAAACCUCUUAAAAGCAUCUGCAAGAAACACCUGGAUAGAGCUCCAAAGCGUCUGCAAGGGUUACUGCUACGAGAUCUUGCAUAUGACAUACAAGUGAGAUAUCUCAAGGGCAAGGACAACGUCCUGGCUGAUGCUCUUAGCCGUGCUUCUCUUCCCUAUGAGAGUGGACAACAUGGUCUAGAAGUGGUGAAUGCUGUUAACCACUUGGCACUCCCUGAUGACAGGAUAGCAGAGAUAAAGAGACAGACUGCCAAUGACCCAACUCUCUGCCAACUCAAAGACACCCUUCUUGAAGGGUGGCCAGACCACAAGUCACAACUUCCUCAGUCACUCACCCCGUACUUUGGUUUCAGAGAUGAACUUUCUGUCAGUGAUGAUCUAAUCUUCAAGGGUGAACGGCUUGUAGUCCCAAAACAAGUCAGACACAAGAUGAAAGAGGAGUUACAUCGUGGUCACAAUGGUGUGGAGUCAACUUUGAGAAGAGCUCGUGAUCAUCUCUACUGGCCGGGCAUGAGUAAAGAAAUCAAGGAAUUUAUUCAAACAUGUGCCACAUGCCAAGAAAACUCUAUCUCACAGCCUGCCCAGCCUCUGAUGUCUCACCAGAUUAUUGACAGACCAUGGGCCAAGAUUGGAAUUGAUCUUUUCCAUCAUGGUAAUGAAACCUAUCUCAUCAUGGUUUGUUAUUACUCCAACUUCUUUGAGAUGGAAAAGCUACAGAGGACAACUGCCCCUGCAGUCAUCAAGAGACUCAAACACCAGUUUGGGAGAUAUGGAGUACCUGAAAUCAUCGUAUCUGACAAUGGUCAUCCUUUCUCCUCUAACGAAUUUGCUGAAUUUGCAAAAAAGAUUGGAGUUGAGCACAAUACCAUCUCUCCAUACAACAGCAAAGCUAAUGGCAAAGCAGAGUCUGCUGUCAAGACUGCAAAAAGACUACUUACAAGAUGCAAGGAUACUGGAGAUGAUGUUGAUCUAGCCUUACUCAACAGUCGCAACACCCAGACACAAGGUAUCCAGAGUAGUCCAGCCCAGAGAUUCAUGGGUCGUCGGACUCGUACUCUCCUCCCCACUUCGACUCGAUUGCUUGCACCUGAUCGCAACCCACAGACUGAUCUUGAGAGACUGAAAGAAAGCCAGAAACGUCAAGCAAAGUAUUUCAACAGAGAUACAAGAAAGUUGAAAGAUCUCUCACCAGGAGCAGUAGUAAGAGUCAAGCCAUUCAACAAUGACAAGAAGUGGAAGAAAGCAGUUAUCCUUAAGAAACUGGAUGACCGUUCCUAUGAAGUUCGCUGUGAGGGCCAUGUUCUCAGAAGGAACAGAGAACACCUCAGAGCCACAUCUGAACCACAAGACGUACAUGACACUGGUCCUGCUCUUUUCAACUGGAGACGUUCUGAUGGUAAUCCUCAACCUGAUGUACCAACUACUGAGCGCCAUACUUCCCAUACCAGGACCCAGAUAUCCCAGACCGCGGAUAUUAACAGUCCGGAGAAGUCGCGUGAUGCAAACUUGAAUACCUCAGAAAUCAACCCAGCUUUCCUGAGACGAUCUAGACGUCAGCGACGCGAACCGCUUAAGAUGGGGGAUUUUGUUACGUUUUGA
Molecule: messenger RNA, 2697 nt
Organism: Lytechinus pictus (painted urchin)
Lineage: Eukaryota; Metazoa; Echinodermata; Echinoidea; Temnopleuroida; Toxopneustidae
Exons: 1
Coding region: 1-2697 (898 amino acids)
Biological process (GO): DNA integration
Molecular function (GO): nucleic acid binding
Source: RefSeq, a predicted model, not a curated record